Molecule: messenger RNA, 1811 nt
Organism: Carassius carassius (crucian carp)
Lineage: Eukaryota; Metazoa; Chordata; Actinopteri; Cypriniformes; Cyprinidae
Product: serine/threonine-protein kinase 35-like
Exons: 3
Coding region: 186-1427 (413 amino acids)
Biological process (GO): autophagosome organization; protein autophosphorylation; autophagy
Cellular component (GO): autophagosome; cytoplasm
Molecular function (GO): ATP binding; protein serine/threonine kinase activity
Source: RefSeq, a predicted model, not a curated record
GCUCUCCUGUUGAAGUUGUUAUUGUUUAUAUCAGACUCUUGAUAGAAGAAGUGACGAAAAACACGAAAACGAACCUGUCGAGUUUCCACGAAAGCGACAACUCUCAGCCCGCAGCUUUUCAGGGACGUAAUGAGAUAUAGGAGUAUUGCCCCGACACAUAUGUUAACACGGGGGGUGCUAAACUCAUGGAGCUUCGUAACGGUACACAGGAGAGAAGAAUAACGAGCCUCCGGCGGGGCUGCAAGCGAGCCAAGCCGCCCAGCGCUCACAUAAGGCGGGAUGAAGGUAAGGCUCUGCGGCCGCUGCCCGUGGAGACCAACGAGGAUGAGGAGGAGCUCAUGGAGGAAGGCAACUGUUUCUCCACGGGCUUCCUCAAGCAUGACAUUCUCCAUCCCGCAAUGUUCUUCAAGACACCCAGGUAUAGCUUGAUCCGGGAGGUGGGUCGCGGGAGCUACGGUGUGGUGUACGAGGCCGUCGCCUGCAGGUCCGGAGCCCGCGUGGCCGUGAAGAAGCUCCGCUGCGACGCGCCCGAGAAAGUUGAGCUGGCGCUGGCCGAGUUCUGGGCCCUGGCGAGCCUGGAGAAGAAGCACGAGAACGUGGUGCAACUGGAAGAGUGCGUGCUGCAGAGAAACGGGAUGGCACAGAAAAUGAGCCACGGGAACAAACGAAACAAGCAGUAUUUGAGAUUAGUGGAAACCUCACUGAAAGGUGAGCGUAUCUUGGGCUACCCAGAGGAACCGUGUUAUAUUUGGUUUGUUAUGGAGUUCUGCGACGGCGGGGACCUGAACCAGUACAUCCUCUCCCGGCGGCCCAACCCACGGACUAACCAUAUCUUCAUGAAGCAGAUGACCAGCGCUGUGGCCUUCCUCCAUAAGAACAACAUCGUCCACCGGGACCUCAAACCAGACAACAUUCUCAUCUCGCAGAAAUCCGGCAGUCCGGUGGUCAAGGUCUCCGACUUCGGCCUCAGCAAGGUUUGCGCGGGACUCAGCUGCAUGGAGAACGAAGGCAACAAUCAGGUUAACAAAAACAUGGUGAACAUUAACAAAUUCUGGUUGUCGUCAGCAUGCGGCUCUGACUUCUACAUGGCUCCGGAAGUGUGGGAGGGCCACUACACUGCCAAGGCGGACAUUUUUGCGCUCGGGAUCAUCAUUUGGGCCAUGAUCGAACGGAUCACGUUUAUCGACGCCGAGUCCAAGCGAGAGCUCCUCGGCACAUAUGUUCGCCAGGGAACCGAGAUCAUCCCGGUGGGCGAGGCCCUGCUAGAGAACCCAAAGAUGGUCCUGAACAUCCCACAGAAGACCCGGAGCAUCAUGUCUGAAGGCGUCAAGCGGCUUCUGCUGGACAUGUUGGCGGUCAAUCCACAAGACCGACCCGACGCAUUUCAGUUGGAGGUUAGAAUGGAUCAAGUCACAUGUGCGGCGUAAGCCAACCCGAUUGGCCGAAACAAGCAUGCAACUUUUUCAGGUUUGCAGAGCAGGACUGUAAACUGAUGGAAAUGAAAAAGGGACAGCGGAUCCUGGAACUGUGAAUUUCAUUUCGUGACUGCUUUCAAAAAACAGAAGUGAAAUCAAAUGACUUGACAUCUACAUUUAAAACCCCUCACAAGGAAAUGCUAUGCAGGGUUUUUUUUAUUGUUGUUAUUAUUAUUAUUAACACGCUUUUUCUACUCCGGUGCGUCGGAUUCCUCUUGCAAGUCUUCCAAACUGACCAUGCUUUUUUCCUGCUCAGAUCUCACCAGAAUGAUUUCACGUGGACCAGAUUUAGACACAUGUCCUCAAACAAACAUAUCCGUUCUGAAUCUCUGUGAA